Molecule: messenger RNA, 2700 nt
Organism: Humulus lupulus (European hop)
Lineage: Eukaryota; Viridiplantae; Streptophyta; Magnoliopsida; Rosales; Cannabaceae
Exons: 3
Coding region: 1-2700 (899 amino acids)
Source: RefSeq, a predicted model, not a curated record
AUGGGCAGAUUUUUUGAUGGUUGGAGCUAUUAUAAGGGUUCUCAUAAUGAGGGUAGAAUCUUGCUGGUUUGGAAGAGUAAUAUUUUGUUAGUGGAUAUUAUUCAAGAGAGUGACCAAUAUGUUCAUACUCUUAUUAAGGAGUCACAGUCAAAAAGGGAGUAUUGCGUGACAUUUGUUUAUGGGAGAAACACAGUUCUUGAAAGAGUUCAGUUAUGGCAGGAUUUAUCUUGCCUUAAAUUUCCUGUUGCUCCUUGGUUAAUGGCAGGAAACUUCAAUUCAAUUUUUAAGUAUGAUGACAGAUGUGGGGGUCGUCCAGUUGCUACCACUGAACUGAUCGAUGCUCAAAGAUGGAAAGCGUAUGGGUUGGCUGAUGAACUUAGAUCGAUUGGUUCUCACUUUACAUGGACUAAUAACCAAUCUGAUGGGGCUAGAAUUUACUCCAAAUUAGAUCGUGUUUUUAAAAAUGAAGAGUGGAUUGACCUCUUUCAGGCUUCGGUUGCUGUUAAACAAUGGGACAUAUUUUCAGAUCAUUGCUACUGCCUUAUUAAGGUAAUCCAGGAGGUAAAUUUUGGAUUUAAACCUUUUAGAUUUUACAAUAUGUGGAUGGAACAUGAAAGGUUCAAAGUUACUGUUAUGCAAAGUUGGACUAGACCAGUGGCUGUUCGGGGAUUUGAUGGUAUUUUGGUGAAGCUUAAGAGACUUAGCCACGUUUUGAGGCAAUUUAAUAAAUAUAAAAUAGGUGAUGUUGAGCGUAACUUUCAGAUGGCUAAUGAUAAUUAUAACCAGGCUCAAGUUCAACUUCAGCAAAAUCCUCAUUCUUCAGAAUUUCAAGCUGAGGAAAAGCAGGCAUUAGAUAAUCUUGUUCAGAAUUCCAGAUUGUAUGACAGUUUCUUGAGGAAAAAAAGCAAAGUCAAUUGGCUCAAAUUUGGGGAUGAUAAUACAACGUUUUUCCAUGCUUGUUUGAAACAGCGGAAGGAAGUUAAUCGAAUUGCCUCGUUUGUUUCUGAUAAUGGCCAGUUAGUUGAGAAUUAUGAGGAGGUUGUGGCUCACUUUUUAUUUCAUUUUAGAAGUGUUUUGGGCAGUCAAAGUAAGGCUUCGGGUUCUAUUCAUAAGGAUUGCUUUGUUCAUGGCAAUAUCCUUUCUUUAGAGCAUCAACUGGCUUUAAUAAAACCAUUCACUAAGAAGGAUGUUAAGAAUGCUAUGUUUAGCAUUGGGUCUAUCAAGAGUCUGGGUCCUGAUGGAUAUGGUUCGGGUUUCUUCAAAUCAAUGUGGAAUGAGAUUGGUGACGAUAUUUCAGCUGCUGUUUUGGGUUUCUUUCAACAAGGUAUCCUUCCUAAAGGCCUAAAUAAUGCUUUGUUGUCUUUGAUUCCUAAAGUUGCAAAUCCAACUAAGGAUGCCAUUCAUGCCACUCAGAGUAAAGACUUUAAAUUUCAUCCUAGAUGUAAAAAUUUGAAUUUGGUGAGUCUUUGCUUUGCGGAUGACAUGGUGAUUUUUUGCAAAGGAAAUAAUACUUCUAUUCAGAUUAUUCAGCAGUGUUUUCAAGCAUUUAGUGUUGUUUCUGGUUUAACAGCCAACUUGGAGAAAUCCCGAGUGUAUUUUGGUGGUUUAACUGAGACAAAGACCAAAGAUAUUCUAAAGGAUUUGCAUUUUGUUGAAGGUGAAUUCCCUCUAAAAUAUCUUGGUGUCCCACUGAGACCUACAAAAUGGAGAGGAGGGGACUGCGCUAAUAUAAUUCAGAAGAUUAAAUUGAAGCUACAUCAUUGGGCUAAUCGUCAUCUCUCAUUUGCUGGAAAAGCUCAACUUAUACACUCUGUUUUAUUGGGAAUUAGAGCGUUUUGGAUGAGUAUCUUUCUUCUCCCUAAGAGUGUAAUUGCUGAGAUUGAUCACUUAUGCAGGCGAUUUCUGUGGGAGACCAGCAGGGAAGGGGCCAAAUGGAAUAUGGUGCUUCUUGCAAAAUAUAUCUGGGCUGUUUCUACUAAACAAGAUAUUCUUUGGGUUAAAUGGAUUGAUGUUGUUUAUCUUAAAGGGCAAUCUAUUUGGGAGUACAAUCUUCAGACUAAUGUGAGCUGGUAUUGGCGUAAACUAAUUAAACUGAAGUCAGUCAUCAAUGGUGAGAUGUUAGAUAAAGCAAUGGUAAAUAACAAGUUGAAGACCAGCAAACUUUAUCUUCAGUUGGUUAACAAGGAAAGAGUUCCUUUUGCUCAUGUUGUUUGGUGCAAUUUGACCCUGCCCAAGCAUAGAUUUGUACUUUGGCAAGCUUCUUUGAGGCAUUUGUUAACCAGGGACAAUUUAUUAAGGUGUCAUCUGCAGCUGGCUUCUAUCCUCUGUCCAAUAUGUGAGUUACAGCAGGAGUGUCAUGAACACUUGUUUUUUCAGUGUCAGUUUUCUCAACAGGUGAGAAAUCGUGUAGCUGGUUGGCUGGGCAGAGAUGUCUGGCCUAUGCAUUAUCAUGGCUGGGUUGAGUGGAUAGUGGGGAAGCCGAAGGGUAUUCAGCAGAAAGUCUUAGCUGCUGGUUUAGCAACUUCAGUUUAUCUGGUUUGGUGGAACAGAAACCAGUGUUUAUUUAAUUACUUUUCUGUUUCUGUUAACAAGGCUGUUACUCAGGUGCAAAAUUGUUUAAAAGCUAGAGUUUCUAAUGUAUCUAAAGCUAAGCUGAAAAGUAAAAACUUAGUUUUUCUUGAAAAUCUUAAUCUCUUGUAA